AAGCUCCCAAAUUCCCCCCCUCCCAGUCCCAAGUCCACCUGCCGCCGCCGCCGCCGCCGCAUUGGCGGCGCACAGCCCUCACAAUGCCCGCCCCCGAUGUUCACGACGGCCGCCACGGCCCAUCCUUCCUCCCCAUCUCCAUUCCCCCCUGCGGCCCAACACCACCGCCCCUGUGCUCCUCCUCCGCGCCCCACCCCAUCCCGCCGCUCUCCUUCCGCCACCUCUCCCCCUGCGCGCGCUGGUCCGCCUGGGUCACCACCGCCCUCUCCGAUGCUGCGUUCGCGCCCCUCCUCCGUUCCGCGGCCAUCUACGACGCCGUAGCGGCCUCCACGGCGGCCGUCACCCCCGACCGCCACGCCCUGUUUGCUCUCCUCUCCCUCUGGCAUCCAGAAACCCACACCUUCCGCCUUCCCGCCGGCCCCGCCACGUUCACCCUCGAAGACGCGCUCCUCCUCGCCGGCCUGUCCCCCUCCGGCGCCCCGCUGGACAGGCCCCUCACCCUGGCUGAGGAGGAACUCCGCAUCCGCCUUGUCGUUGAGAAGGAGAAGAUCAAGGAGCUCCACCCCUGCGCACGCAAAGCCCACCGCGUGUCGGCAGAGCUGUGGCUCGAGUGGUUCGACAGCAGAAUCCGCCCUGGCGAGGACGACGAACUGCGGUGGCUUGGAUUCCUCGCGUAUUGGCUAGCGUUUUUUGUUACCCCACGGCUACGGUCAAAGGGCGGGGAGCUGCCUGAGUGCGUGUUCGCACUUGCCGCACGGCUCAGUCUUGGUGAGUGCAUUGCCCUUGGGCCAGCAGUGGUGGCUAAUCUCUAUGCUGAGAUGGAUAGGAUUGUUACUUCCAGGGUCACGGAGGGGGCGAGGGGUCGUGUUGAUGUUUGGGCACCGCUCUGGCUGUUGCAGGUAUGGAUGUGGGAGCGUUACUACUCCCUGCGACCGCCGCAGCUGAGGGCACCGGAGUUCCCUGUCUCCAGUGUUCGUGUACUCUACUGGACCCGCAGGAGGAGCAAGACCACAGCAGAGGACUCUUUACGUGUAUUGCAGGAAGAGGAUUGCUUUGAGUGGAGGCCUUACCUGGAGAACUCGCUCAACUGGACUGAACCCAAAUGGUUCAGCAAGGAAACUGUUUUAGUGAGCUCAAGAGGUAAGGAUAAGCCAGAGUGGUUUGAGGAUUACAUUGCAAUUAUCAGGCAAGCAGUGUUGACUGGAUUGUAUGGUGAUGGCAUGGAUAAUUCAACAAUCUACAAUCCACAUAUUGUCGCAAGGCAGCUUGGUUAUGAUCAGGAUGUUCCUUUGUCUACUGUCCAUGGACUUGAUUCCGGAGCAAUCAAGGUAUGGAUACCUGGCAUCUGUAGACGUGGGGUGGUUACCAAGGAUUAUCUUGAAUGGUGUAAUGGGCAGUUCUUCAGGCAUCAGGAAGCCAAUCAAUAUGGUAGCUCAGUUCUAGCAUGCCAGGAGAACAGUGUUAGUUCACGUUCAUUUGAUGAUGAUAACAGACAUGUCGUAGACGUGACAAAUAAAUUUGGAGAAACCACCCAGAAAGAUAACAGAAAAGGCAUUGGAGAAGGGCAAGCAGCUCAUGAGAAUAAAACAAGUGCAAUUGUCCUUGAUCUUAGUUCAUCUGAAACGGACUGCAGUGCAACUGUGGUGAAAAGAAAGAAAGGGAAUAAACAAAGAAGAGAUAAACUUUCUGAAGAUGUUGAUAUGAAUAUGAAGAAACAAAAGACAUCUGGUAUUGAGAGCCGUGAAGGUCCACAGUGCUAUGAGUACAGACCUUCCACUGAGAGCUACUUGCAUUUUGAAGGCCAGAAGGAUCCUAAUUCUGAGUGUAAUAAACGUGAUGAAUUGGCACAACAUGACAGUGAUGAUGAAUGCGUUGUUCUUGAAUCGCAUGAUAAGAAAUGUGAAGUAAUAAACCUUGACGAUGAUCAGGAACAGAGUAUCCUUGAUCCUGAACAUCAUGAUAGCCAACUUGUCCUCGAGCUAGAAGAGUUUGUGCGCUCUGGGCUUUUUUCGCAAUGGGAGGAAAGCUCCGACGAAGAUGAAGGAGGUGGAAGAAAGCGAGAAGCACUGAAGAAUAGCAAUAAUGACCCUUAUGCUGAAGCUGCCAUGAGGGAGUACCCUCUGUUCUUUGAGCUCAUUCCCCAGAGACCACAUUACAGAGGGUUGGUUAACGAUGAUGCUCUAGGUGAUCUGGCGUACUGUGGACUGUGGUUUUUAUUGGUGGGCCUGGCUAUGGAGGUGCUCAAGACAUCAUGUGAUACAGAUACUUCUGAGAUUGCAUAUUUGAUGAAAAAAGCUCAGGAACUGGAACGACUUGGGUUCAACGUGAAGCAUUUCAUUGCCCGGCUGAAGGAGCCACAGACCAGACUUAAAAGGCUUCACGAUUCCAGGGCAAGGCUCGAGGAUGCCCGGACGAAGGAGCAAGAAUCAAAAGGUGUUAAAUCACUGUCAAGCCAUCUAAGCAAUCUGAAACACAAUAUACUAACAAUGGAGAGACAUUUGUGUGAAAACAAGCAAGCUUUUAGCGCAUCUGUGCACAAUGAAUCGAAUGAAGGAAUUGAUCUAGUCAGCUUGGAGAAGGAAGUAGAAGCUGCUGAAAAAUAUUGUCAGGCAAUGAAGGAUGAAGUGGCUGCAAUAAGACUGAGAAACUCAGAACUUUGACUGUGAUCUCUGGAUUCACAAUACAAACAUGGUAGCAGAUUCUCAGAACUGAGAAUCAGAUGGUUCAGAUUCUAGUGGAACUUAGAAAGUGGCAUACCGCAAACACAAAUCCUGUAAAGUAACUUAGUGGUAGCAUGCAUCUUGUGUUUGCUCCAAGGGGCCAUUGUGUUAGUGGAACUGAUGCUUUAUUCCUGAUUUAAAUCUUGACUGUUAUCUAUUUUGCAUGGAUCAAGCAGGCUUAUCAAUGGAAUAUAGACAUCUUAGUUUUAGAGAA
Brachypodium distachyon (stiff brome) is the source of this 2934-nucleotide messenger RNA. RefSeq lists its product as uncharacterized. The record is from RefSeq and is a predicted model, not a curated record. Lineage: Eukaryota; Viridiplantae; Streptophyta; Magnoliopsida; Poales; Poaceae. The transcript has a single exon. Gene Ontology annotation, biological process: meristem development; meristem maintenance. The coding region runs from base 84 to 2660 and encodes 858 amino acids.